GCGGCUGUCCCGCCGUUCCGGUUGCUUGGUGAUGGCGAAGCCGUGUCUGGUGUCCGGUCUGUUCCCACUAACUGGCUGUAACCCGAGUCGGGUGAGACAUGACUGAAGACGCGUCCCUGGGAAGCGCUGGGACUCCGCGGCCUCCUGUGCAGCCGUAGAGCGGCAAUGGAGCGCUACGUGGUGGUGAGGACGGUGGGGAGAGGCAGCUACGGAGAGGUGCAGCUGGUGAGGCACGGCAGGGACGUGAGGCAGUAUGUUGUAAAGAAGCUGAAUCUGAGAAGUGUUUCCAGCCGCGAGCGCAAGGCAGCAGAACAAGAAGCCCAGCUUCUAUCCCAGCUUCGACAUCCCAACAUUGUUACCUACAGGGAGUCAUGGGAAGGGGAUGAUGGACUUUUAUACAUCGUGAUGGGUUACUGUGAAGGUGGAGACUUGUAUCACAAGUUGAAGGAACAGAAGGGCAAAUUGCUUCCAGAAAGUCAAAGUGAAUGGUUUGUCCAGAUUGCCAUGGCAUUACAGUAUUUACAUGAAAAACAGAUCCUGCACAGAGAUCUUAAAACUCAAAAUAUCUUCUUAACAAAAACAAACAUCAUAAAAGUUGGAGACCUGGGCAUAGCCAGAGUGUUGGAGCACCAGCAUGAUAUGGCCAGUACUUUGAUUGGAACGCCGUAUUAUAUGAGCCCUGAACUCUUCUGUAAUAAACCUUACAACCAUAAGUCUGAUGUUUGGGCCCUUGGUUGUUGUGCAUUUGAAAUGGCAACAUUGAAACGCUUUAAUGCCAAGGACAUGAAUUCAUUGGUUUUCAAGAUUAUUGAAGGAAAGCUGCCACCUAUACCAAAGGAAUACAGUCAACAGCUGGGCCAACUGAUAAGUAGUAUGUUGAGCAGAAGACCUGAGGAGCGACCAGAUGUUAAAGCCAUUCUCAGGAAGUCAUACAUAAAGAGCCACAUUGCCUUGUUCUUGGAAGCCACAAAAGCGAAAGCUAUAAAAACAUGCAAGAAGGCAGCUGUCCCUAUUUUGACAAAGUGUGAAUCUAGGAUCACUUUGCAGGACCUGGAUCCCACCCGGAAGUUUAUAAAGAAGGAAGAAAAAGAAUCCAAGAAAAGCAAACCAAAUUAUGUCAGCUACAACAAUCAACCAGAAGAUCACUCUUCAAAUAUUUCCCACCAAGCUUUGAACAGCUCUAGUGACUCUUUAGCUACAAUAAGCAAGGUACACAUUGAUGAUGUAGUAGGAUCUGAAAGAAGAAACUCCAAUCCUGACAAAAUGAUGUUUGAUGAACCUGUACCACAUUUAAAAAACUGCCGUAAUGAGGAACCCAAGGAAGUUGUUGGCAGUGCUCAGACUGAUAAUAGUGGACUAUGCAAUGGUGUAAUGGUGGAAGGAAAAGUUGAGAAGUCUCAUAAUCAGAUCUUGGAUGAAAUUUUGGACGGAAAGGAUGACACCUUUAAACUGCUUCAGCCUAUUUUUAAGGAAGAACACUCACCUGAGGUGCAGGUGAAUUUUGAUUCUACAGAAAAACUUCUGCAGCCAUUUGAAGCAGUUAAAAUAACAGAAAACUCAUCAGAGAAUGUCAAGAAACAAAUUGAAGAAGAUCCUAUGCCUUUCCCACCACAUAGUUCCUCAUCUGAGCCCUCAGUUUCACGGCAGUACAGGCAGAAGAACAAUGAACUCCAGAGGAAGAUGGAAAAGGGAAAAGCUACAGCCCCAAGGCAAUUGCCUUCUCCGCCAUGUAAUAUAACUGAAGUUCAUGAAAAGAAGCAGCACGACAACUCUGGUAAAAGUUUCAGCAGAGCUUCCGACCGUCCAUUAUCUGCUAGAGAACGAAGGAGAUUAAAACAAUCUCGAGAAGAGUUUUCUUAUUCAGAGUCCACAUCAAGAAGAAACUCGCAUUGUGUAGCUUUAGAACCAAACUCUUGCGAAGAGAACCAAAAUGUGAAAGUUAACCGAUCAUUAUCAGAUGUCGCUAUCCAUCGGGGAAAGAACAUGAGUGAGUUAUCCCAUCACCUUUCAGAUGAUGAUGAGUAUAGCUCUUCAACCAGCUCAACUGACAGAUCAGAGGGGGACUGCAAAGAUGUGAAACCUGAUUCCAGUGAAAUGCAUGAUCUCGUAAAAUUGAUGACUCAAACAUUAAAGAUGGAUGCAAAAGAUGCCAACAAAGAAAAUCCCUUGCCUACUCCAACACCAGAAUUCAAACUGCCGAAAUAUAGAGACACCCUGAUCCUUCACGGGAAAGCUAAAGAAGAACCAGAGGAUUUCUGUUUCAACGAUUUUCCAGCAGAAGUUGCAUCUGUACCAGCAAAGAUUAAAGACAGUGAAGCAUUAAGAAUAGAUGUUCUAAAAGGAUUAGGAGUGAAGCUUUUAGAAAAAGAUGUAAAUAUUAUGGAAGAUGAUAAUGAAGCCAGGAGAGAGGAAAGUCUGCAGGAACAAAUGGGUGAAGAAUUGUACCAGAAUUACAGUAUGAAGGUCCAGCAGCUAAAGUUCUUUGAAGACAAUUCAAAUUUUUGACUGAGCAAUAUCCAAAACAAUUGAAUGGGUUAGUUUAAUAUAAGUGCCUAUUUACAGACACUGAUAUCUUAAAGUUUGGCUAUCACAGGGCGGAAAGCCCAGAUAUCUGAAUGUGUAACAGCAAAUCCCGGAUUUCUUUUAACUUUGCUCCAUGCAAUUGAUGACAAAGAAAUUACACAAUGGAUUAUGAAGCAAUGGACAAAUGUGCCCAGCCAAAAUGACUUUCAGUUUUGAAUUAAACUGACUGUUGUAUCAUAUCUUCUCUAUCAACUAAUUGUUAUUGGUGAAAUAUUAGAUGAACAGUUAAACAAGCAUUAACUGGUAUUAUUGAUAUGCAGUUUUUGACAUUUAGUAUAUUUUAGGUAAGCAGUACCUAUCAUGGAGUUUACUACACUUUUAGCCUUGAUGUCUUAAAUGAAUGUGAUUUAUGGGUCCAAGUAUGUUGUACAUUGAUGUGCUAAUUUUUCAUUGGUCUGUUGAAACCAUUACCUAUUGUUGAUGAAUGUCGGGGUAUAACCAGACCAUUGAACGUUCUACUGUGUGAUUUAAGAAAACUUGUUUCAACAACUCCAAAAGGACUUUUGUUUUCCUGCUGUUUUUUUAAUGGUUUUAUAUUCCUACAGUUUGCUCCCUUAAUUUGCUCUUUGCCCUUUGCUUUAAAAUUUCUACUGGGGUAGUUUCAGCCCUCCGUUGGUUCACAAUAGUGUCCAGGUCUUGGUGUCCCUAGGCAAUGAACAGCAGAGGGGGCCCCAUAUUGCACAGACUUACUUUUGUUAAGGUCACUAGUAGAAAUCAUAACUGAAUAUUUCCUUUUCCUAUCCUGAAGGAAGGAAGCUACUUUUAGUGCUUUUGACACUGAAAUGAGUUAACUUGGCAGCCUGGUUUCAACAUUGCACAUUCAGUACCUGACCAAGCAGAGUAUGCACAUACAGCAAUUGGAGAAACAAUUUUCACUAGAACUCCUGUAAUAAUGUAAGUCUACCUUAUAAUGAGCUUGAUUUGCUCAAAGUAAACCAAAAUGUCACUGUAUCUCUGCAUAUAUUGCCUUGACAACAAUCAUAUGAACAUUAUGUAUUCAAGAACUCAGAAAAGGAAGUGGAGAAAAAGAAACCAUCUCAACAAGAGUUUCAAUUCCAAUCAAACCAAUGCCACACCUAAAAAAUGUGAUGUGUGCAUUUGUAUUGUAUUAUUUAACAAAUAAACAUUAAUUGAUCUUUUACAAAAUUAUAGAUAAUUUGUAAAUAAAUUCUUGGUGGGAUUUGUUCUUUGCACUAAACUUCAUCUCAACAGUCAAAAUAGAUAUAAAAUUUGUAAAUUUUUCUCAUACAUAUUGCAACAUUUUUAUUGCAAUAUGUAUGAGAAAACUAAAAAUACAAUGUACACUAUUCAAAGUAAAUGAAAAUUUCAUCUGUGGAUUUUAUGCAAACUAAUGUUCCCCAUUUUGCUUGUCUCUUCUCCAGUUAGGAUCUCUUACAGUUAUAGUUCAGUGAUUUAACAAUGGAACAAAUGGGCAAUAGAGUGUAAUAGUGUGCAUAUAAAAAAAGUUCAAAUUUUCUGUUUCAAAUUAUCAUUUACCUAAAAGUAGGCCUAGCAGAAUAUGAUUUUUUUAUUUUUUUUUAAAUUUUGACAGACAAAAAUUGAGGCUCUGAGGCAUUAGUUUAGGCAUCUAUUUUGAUUUUUAUAAAUUUGAAUAUUCAGGAGUGCACAAAGGAGUGGGGAUAAAGACCCUAUCAAUGACAGUACACCAUUAAAAGCAUUAUUAUCAUCUGUCAAAAUAUAAAACUUUAAAAGCAUAUGGUGGACUGACUAAGAAGUGAUACUGAUAUCUGGAGUUGCCUUACAAUAUUUGUAUUUGGACAGGAUAAGAUCACUGAUUUAAUUUUGAAAUGUAAUUGAGUUAUACAAAACAUUUAUCAUUUUAGAUUUGCAUCUUUGUUUUGUGCUUAGGAGUAUAUUACAUUGUCACUGGUUAUAUUGUGUCAAUCACCAUAGCUCUCAUAUUAUUACAUUGUUUGAAGAUCUCUUGUUUUAUGAAUCAAGGUAAAAUGGAAGAUAUUUUAUACAGAUAUCUAUACAUUUUAUAUUUCUUGUACUAAAUCAGGAGCCUAUAAAGAUGAACAUUGGAUAGUUUAAGAAGACUGUAUGUUCGAUAUAAACAACAGUGAUAUAUUUGUGUUUUUUAAGAAGCUAUUGCUUUUUGCUCGUCUGUCAGAGUCCAUCAAGUUAAAAGUGUAAGAGCAUUCUCUUAACUGCAUUGAUUAUAUAAA
This is a messenger RNA of Pristis pectinata (smalltooth sawfish), 4772 nucleotides long. It is a transcript of the gene nek4, whose product is annotated as NIMA-related kinase 4. The record is from RefSeq and is a predicted model, not a curated record. Gene Ontology annotation, biological process: protein phosphorylation. NCBI's taxonomy places the organism in Eukaryota, Metazoa, Chordata, Chondrichthyes, Rhinopristiformes, Pristidae. Gene Ontology annotation, molecular function: ATP binding; protein kinase activity.